This is a messenger RNA of Cuscuta campestris, 2325 nucleotides long. The record is from the annotation of a GenBank genome assembly. Lineage: Eukaryota; Viridiplantae; Streptophyta; Magnoliopsida; Solanales; Convolvulaceae.
CACACAUUUUUACCAUUAAAGAAAAAAACCACUUUAUGAAUUAACCAACAUUUACUCGCUGUAAAAAAAAAACAUGGCCUCCAUGCAAAACCAACCCGAGGAAUCAACCGCCAUACUCAUUCCGCCGUCUCCAAACACCCCGUUGUUGGGCGGCGGCCCAAGGCGGCGCAGCCGAUCCAAGGCCGCCGUCGCCGCCAUGGCCGUGUCGGCGAUUCUCGCCGCGGCAGUGCUUCUUGCGACGGUGCCGCGUAGCAUUGGCGGGAAGGGGAAGACCGACGACACCCUUUCGUCUCCGCAUUUGCCGAAUGCGACGGCGGUUUUAUCGGCCGGGCCGGCGGUGGCGCGUGGGUUCAGAGAAGGAGUGUCGAACAAGUCGUUCGGCCCGCCGCCGGGGGAUGAUGGGCCGUUCACGUGGACGGAGGAAAUGCUGAGCUGGCAGAGAAGUUCCUUCCAUUUCCAACCCAAGAAAAACUGGAUGAACGGUCCAUUAUUUUAUAAGGGGUGGUAUCAUCUUUUUUACCAGUACAAUCCGGAAUCGGCAAUAUGGGGCAACAUCGUAUGGGGCCAUGCGGUCUCGAGAGACUUGAUUCACUGGGACCACCUCCCCAUAGCGAUGGUGCCCGACCAUUGGUACGACGCCAAUGGCGUAUGGACGGGGUCGGCCACCAUCCUCCAUGAUGGCCAAAUCGUCAUGCUCUACACGGGGGCCACGUACGAUCUGGUCCAGGUACAGAACCUGGCCUACCCUGCUGACCCAUCUGACCCUCUCCUGGUCAAAUGGGUCAAGUACGAGGGCAAUCCAGUCCUCGUCCCGCCUCCUGGGAUCGGGUCUCGGGAUUUCCGAGACCCCACCACUGCGUGGUACACGAUGGACGACGGCAAGUGGCACAUCAUGAUCGGUUCGAAGCUCAACAAAACCGGGAUCACCAUGAUCUUCGACACCGAGGACUUCAGGAGCUUCAAGCUCGUAAACGGGUUGGCCCACGGGGUCUCGGGUACGGGCAUGUGGGAGUGCGUGGACUUUUACCCGGUUUCGACCACGGGCGAGAACGGGCUGGAUAGCUCCUAUAAUGGGCCGGACAUGAAGCACGUCUUGAAGACGAGUCUCGAUGACGACCGAAAUGACUAUUAUGCCCUCGGCACGUAUGAUGAGGGGGCUCAGAAAUGGAGGCCCGACGACCCGGGUCUGGAUGCGGGAAUCGGGUUAAGAUACGAUUACGGCACCUACUACGCCUCCAAAUCCUUCUAUGAUCAAGAAAAGAAGAGAAGAGUCAAUUGGGGUUGGAUUUAUGAAAUUGAUAGUGUUACUUCUGACUUGCAAAAGGGGUGGGCUUCCCUCCAGGCAAUUCCAAGAACCAUAUUGUUUGAUAAUAAAACGGGUACAAAUUUGAGACAAUGGCCCGUGGAAGAGGUCGAUUUGCUAAGAAGCCACAGGUCCAAAUAUCAGAAGGUUGAGCUCAAACCCGGUUCGGUUGUUGAAUUGGACGUGGGCUAUGCCAAUGAGUUGGACAUUGUUGCGGAGUUUGAAGUAGACGAAGAGGCGUUGGAAAAAGCGGAAAGCAACCACGUACCUUACAGUUGUAGGGCAGCCGGAGGCGGGGCCGCCCUACGAGGUGCCUUAGGGCCAUUCGGCCUACUGGUUUUGGCGAACCAUCAGUACUCCGAGCAGACUCCCAUCUACUUCUACAUUGCAAAAGGUGCAAAAGGAAAGUUCAAAACUUUUUUCUGCGCUGAUCAUUUGAGAUCAUCCCUAGCAACGGACGUACGAAAGACAACCUAUGGUAGCACGGUUCCCGUGCUUGACGGUGAAAGACUCUCCAUGAGAAUAUUGGUGGAUCAUUCAAUAGUGGAGAGCUUUGCCCAAGGGGGGAGAACAUGCAUCACUUCAAGAGUGUACCCAACAAGGGCUAUUGGUUCCGCUGCUAAGCUCUAUCUGUUCAACAACGCCACGGAGGCCGCCGUGACGGCAUCGUUGGAAAUCUGGCAAAUGGCCGCCGGAAAGGACGACUCCGCCGCUCACAAGCCCAAAUGGAGGACCUCCUCCUCCGCCGCCGCCAUUCUACUUGUCUUCAUGAUCUUUUUCUUGUAGUCUCAUUUGUUCCUAAUCCAUCUUAUAAUUAAGGGACAGGAGGGAAAUAAUUAAUUACCUCGUUGAUUAACUUAUGCAAAAAUCAAAAUGGUGUUCUUCCCUAUUACUUAUUCGAUUAUUAGGUCAGAUUAGAAAAUUUAAAUAUAAUUACAAUCAGAUGAGAUAAAGAAUUAAUCGAAUGAGAUGAGUACCGUACCAAUCAUAUAAGUUGAAGAGAAUAAAUAUUACUCUUUUUG